CAUUUACUUAUUCUUCUUAUCUUUUCAAUUCUCUGCAGUUUUUUUUUAUAAUCAAAUACUGAUGGAUGGUCCAAAUACACCAAGAGAUAUAGUCUCUACUGCAACAUCUGAAGAAAAGGAAACACCUGCAGUUGAUUCAAACUUUGACAUACUUCAACCUGCUGCGAACCAACAAAACAGAAGCCACUCAGAUGAUCCUGUUGAUAUAAAUUCUGAUAAUGAAGAUGACCUUGUCCUAAGUGAUGCUUCCAUUGAAGAACUUAUUACAAACAUCGGAAAGGCUUUGUUGAGAAGGGCCCCAUUAGCUACCAGGAGACAUGCUCAUCGUAUGCAUAUGGAUACUGGAAAAAGCCCUGUCCCAAGUGACCUUAGCCCUGACGAUGUUGCUGGCAAUAUAAGAAAGGAUUUGAGAGAGCGUCCUUUGAUUAAAGGGCCUGGACCUAUUGGCAUACUUUGGGACAUUGAAAAUUGCCCUGUACCAGGUGAUGUUAGCCCUGAUGAUGUAGCUGGCAAUAUAAGAAAUGCUCUGAGAGAGCAUCCUUUGAUUAAAGGGCCUAUUACCAUGUUCUCUGCAUAUGGAGAUUUUAAUUGCUUUACCAGGCGUCUUAGGGAGGGUUGCCAGAGAACUGGUGUCAAACUCAUUGAUGUUCCAAAUGGAAGGAAGGAUGCUGCUGACAAGGCUAUCUUGCUUGACAUGUUUAUGUUUGUUCUUGACAAGGCCCCACCAUCUUCUAUAAUGCUUAUUUCAGGGGAUGUGGAUUUUGCUCCAGCUCUUCACAGUCUGGGCCAGCGUGGUUAUACCAUCAUUCUUGGUGUUCCAUCUGGCGUGAGCGUGUCUUCUACCUUAUGCAAUGCUGCCCGGAGAUAUAAAUGGUUUGAAAGGACAGCUGGUGAAGUUGCUUAAAUCAUCGGGAGGCUGUCUGCCUUUUACCCGAGUUCCUAUUGAGUACCAGAAAAUGUUUAGAAGGCCGCUUUGUUGUUCAGAGUUUGGAACAUUCAAGCUUGUUAGUCUCUUCAAGAAGAUGGAUGAUGCUAUGGCGAUUGAUGGAAAAGGUGACAAUAAAAUUGUCUACCUUCG
Rubroshorea leprosula is the source of this 1078-nucleotide messenger RNA. NCBI's taxonomy places the organism in Eukaryota, Viridiplantae, Streptophyta, Magnoliopsida, Malvales, Dipterocarpaceae. The record is from the annotation of a GenBank genome assembly.